Messenger RNA from Carassius gibelio (silver crucian carp), 2015 nucleotides. It is a transcript of the gene gna14a, whose product is annotated as guanine nucleotide binding protein (G protein), alpha 14a. Gene Ontology annotation, cellular component: heterotrimeric G-protein complex. The record is from RefSeq and is a predicted model, not a curated record. Gene Ontology annotation, molecular function: G protein-coupled receptor binding; GTPase activator activity; guanyl nucleotide binding. NCBI's taxonomy places the organism in Eukaryota, Metazoa, Chordata, Actinopteri, Cypriniformes, Cyprinidae. Gene Ontology annotation, biological process: phospholipase C-activating dopamine receptor signaling pathway; action potential; adenylate cyclase-modulating G protein-coupled receptor signaling pathway. The transcript is spliced from 7 exons. Bases 243 to 1307 code for a protein of 354 amino acids.
CUGCUCAUAUCAUUCCUCCAGCAGCACUCAGAGUUACACAUCCAGACUGAAGUUCUGCCUUACAGCUGGAGAUUAUGUUCAGUGGACCUUUAAAGGAGGAGCCCAUUCAUGACCUCUCAGACUGUGGUGUGGAGCAGAGGAGAACAAAAUACAUCUGAUCCAAACUGUAGCCCACUAGCGUGCUGAAGAUCGUGCUCUUUUAAACGGGACGGGGAACAGAGAGAGCGAGAGAGAGAGAGAUCAUGGCUGGAUGUUGCAUGUCUGCGGAGGAGAAGGAACGGCAGAGGAUAAAUCAGGAGAUAGAAAAACAACUGAGGAAAGACAAGAAAGACUCGCGUAGAGAACUCAAACUACUGCUGCUGGGCACAGGUGAGAGUGGCAAGAGUACGUUCAUUAAACAGAUGAGGAUCAUUCAUGGCUCGGGUUAUACUGAUGAAGAUAAGAAGGACUUCAUUAAGCUUGUCCACCAGAACACGAUCAGUGCCAUGCAGUCCAUGGUCAGAGCUAUGGACAUGCUCAAGAUCGCCUACGCUAACUCAGAUAACAAGGCUAAUGGUACACUGGUGAAUGAUACUGAGGUGGAUAAGAUCAUGAGUUUGGAUGAGGCGCAGGUCAACGCCAUCCGGAGUCUAUGGAACGACGCUGGGAUUCAGGAAUGCUACGACCGCCGCCGAGAGUACCAGCUAACUGACUCGGCCAAAUACUACCUGAGUGAUCUGGAUCGGAUUUCGGACGCCGCGUACGUCCCCACAGAGCAGGACAUUCUGAGAGUCAGGGUUCCCACCACAGGUAUCAUCGAGUAUCCCUUCGACCUGGAGAACGUCAUCUUCAGGAUGGUGGACGUGGGGGGUCAGCGAUCCGAGCGCAGGAAGUGGAUCCACUGCUUUGAGAACGUCACCUCCAUCAUCUUCCUGGUGGCUCUGAGCGAGUACGACCAGGUCCUGGCUGAAUGUGACAAUGAGAAUCGCAUGGAGGAGAGUAAAGCUUUGUUUAAAACCAUCAUCACAUAUCCUUGGUUCCAGCAGUCGUCUGUGAUUCUCUUUCUUAAUAAGACAGACAUCCUGAAGGAGAAGAUCGUGUACUCUCACGUGGCCACCUACUUCCCAGAAUUCACAGGCCCCCAAAAUGACCCAAAGGCAGCCCAGGAGUUUAUUCUUAAGAUGUACCAGGAGCAAAACGAAGACAAGGACAAAUCCAUCUACUCUCACUUCACUUGUGCCACCGACACGGAGAACAUCCGCUUGAUCUUCGCAGCUGUGAAAGACACCAUCCUCAGACACAACCUCAAAGAGUUCAACCUGGUUUAAACUCAACAGCUAGGAGGACGAACCUGGUCCUGCUCUCUUCUGUUGAUCUGUUGAGUAGAUUUAGCUCUCACGUUAGCUUUAAGAUGUCCUCUUGUUGGCUAAGGACUUAUAUAAGGAAGUAUGUAGGAGAAUCGCCUAGUGGAGUAGAUGUGGCCUGGGUUCAUACCAUUACAAGGUUGAACCUUCUUUUCAGUCGCGUUUAGGUCCUCUAAUAGAUGGAUAGGUUUCAACGACAACAGAUGUUGUUCUUUUUAAGAGUAGAGUUUACAAAGGAUGCUACUUAGGGGAUUUUAAGGCACUAAUGUAAAAAUGUUUUCCUGAUGUAAUAGAUCAAAGUCUUGAAGACUCCUUGAAGCAUUUAAAAGCAAAAAGAUGGAGAAGUUUACAUGUUAAUAUAAUGUAGUUUUAACACAAGAUUAUACAUUUGUAGAAAAAAAAUACAUUUAAUUCAGAUAUUUUUUAUUUUAUUAUUAUGUAAAAAUAAAAAUAAAAAGGUUUACUAGCUAUUUUAAACAGUGGUGUUUUGGUGUCAAACUGAUAUUUAUCAAUUUAAACAUGCGUAUUCCAAACAAAUCUCACAGAAAAUUCAGUCACAGGGCAACUUUAGACAUUUUACGCAGCCACUGAAUUCGGUUUCAUUAUUUGACCUCAGUCUGAAGUAAGUUCAAGCUGUAGUGAAUAUCUGAAGUGCCUUUAAACUGUAAUGUC